Molecule: messenger RNA, 309 nt
Organism: Notodromas monacha
Lineage: Eukaryota; Metazoa; Arthropoda; Ostracoda; Podocopida; Cyprididae
Source: the annotation of a GenBank genome assembly
AUGCGCACCAUGUUUAAGCCUAUACCAGACCGACAUUACACCAACAGCGGGAAAAGUAGAAAGAGCAGAGAAGUGUGGGGUGUGUCGUUUGUCUUUGGUGCAAACGACUUCACCACACACGGAUUCACGUGCGACAGCAAUCAGUGUCGUCACGGCGCUGCUCUGAGCGACAGGAAGCUUGUCAACAGUGCCUUCAUCCAUCUGAGGACUCUAAUACCAACUGAGCCAGCAGACAGGAAGCUGUCAAAAAUUGAAACCUUACGCCUGGCAACAUCUUACAUUGCUCAUCUGGCUACCCAAUUGGACGUA